Molecule: messenger RNA, 1660 nt
Organism: Parasteatoda tepidariorum (common house spider)
Lineage: Eukaryota; Metazoa; Arthropoda; Arachnida; Araneae; Theridiidae
Gene: KdelR
Product: ER lumen protein-retaining receptor
Biological process (GO): protein retention in ER lumen
Cellular component (GO): membrane
Molecular function (GO): ER lumen protein retrieval receptor activity
Source: RefSeq, a predicted model, not a curated record
UGCAAGCUUUCCCAUAAUCCUUGUUUAUGUUUUCUUUUGUACUUUGCGUUCUUGUCAAGCCACGUCACGGUAGUGAAUGCCAGCAUUUCACUCCGCCGACUUGAUUAGCUGGUUAAUUCAAUUUCGGAUAAAAACAUAAUGAAUGUGUUCCGAUUAGCGGGUGAUUUGUCUCACCUUCUUGCUAUUAUUAUUUUGUUAUGGAAGAUAUGGAAAACGAGAUCAUGUGCAGGAAUAUCAGGCAGAAGUCAAAUUCUGUUUGGGUUGGUUUAUACAACCCGAUAUUUGGAUCUGUUCAGCAAUUAUAUAUCUGCCUAUAAUUCUGUGAUGAAGAUUGUAUUCAUCGGUACUUCCAUGGCAACACUUUAUUUGAUGUACUUCAAAUUUAAAGCAACCUAUGACAGAAACCAUGACACCUUCCGAAUUGAAUUUCUCGUUAUCCCAGUUGUAAUUUUGGCUCUUGUUGUAAAUCAUGAUUUCACUCCCUUGGAGGUCUUGUGGACUUUCUCAAUCUAUUUGGAGUCUGUUGCUAUUUUGCCUCAGUUGUUCAUGGUCUCUAAAACUGGUGAAGCUGAAACCAUCACUUCUCAUUACCUUUUUUGCUUGGGAUCAUACAGAGGUCUCUAUAUACUCAAUUGGGUAUACCGUUACUAUGGCGAAGGUUUUUAUGAUCUGAUUGCAAUCAUUGCUGGAAUUGUGCAGACCAUUCUUUAUUGUGACUUCUUCUAUUUAUACAUUACCAAAGUCAUUAAAGGAAAGCAGCUGAAGUUGCCAGCAUAGAAAAUAACCACUUUCAUCCAAUGUUUAUUAUGCACACACAUUUCAUCAGGCUAAUGAGAACAUUGUGCUCAUGAACUGUAAGAUUUUAUAAUAUAAGUCAAGAUAAGAAUGUGAACAGAAUUCAUUCUGCUCUGAUUAUUUAAUUUCAGCGUUUGUGUUUCAAAUUCUCAUCAGCAUGGUGCUGGUUAUGGGGUUGGCUGUUGCGUCACUCAUCAGUACUUCAGUUUUCACCAAUUAUCAGGCAUUUAUAAUUUUACUCAUGAAAGCUAGCACAGUAUUUUUUGUUUCAACAAUUAAAAUUGUUUAAUCAGAUCCAGACUUGUUUUUUUAUUUUACUUAUUAGUAUUUGUUUUAUAAUUUUAUAAUCUUUAAAGUUACAUUUACCUUUAUAAAAAACGUUAUUUAUCUUUUUUUGUGCAAUUGAUCAAAGCUUGUUUUAAUAUAUUUAUAUAUAAUGUAUAAUCAUUGUCAAAAUAUUUUAUAGAUAUAUUCUAUAAUUGGACCUUGUGUUAAGCAUGCCAAAUAAAAAAAGGAAAAAUUCCCAACAGUUUUCUGUAUAGCUUUAUCCAGUUGCAAUUUUUUUUUCUCUGUAUGUACCAGUAGUGUUCAUAUAAAAGAAAAUAAUUCAAAACAAUUGUUUUUUAAUGUUUCACAAUUUAAAAAAAGUAUUAAAAGGGAAACCAAGCUCUUGAAAUAUGACUUAGAAAUAAAUAUUUCUAGUUAUGAAAAUUUAAAUUGUUUUCUGUUUUUUGUUUCAUUAGAAGCUUUGACAAGAUGAUAAAAAGCCUAGUCUCUAAAUUUAUGAGAUACAAGUUAGGUAAUUGUGUGAAAAUGAUUUUUGUAAAAAAAGAAAAAAAAUCAAAUAAAAUUUUGUUUUCCAAAA